ACGAGUGUAUGUGUGUGUUCUUCGCUCAGCGCUGUAUGUGUGUGAUUGUGAGGGUCUGAGUGUGGGUGUGUGUGUCCGUGUCCACUGAGCAGUGUGUGUGUGUGUGUAUGUGUGUAAUAGAGAAAGUCCAUGCGGAGAUGCGGAGCGGUGGCCGCGGCUGCUGUGUCCGGGAAUCGGCGCUGAUCCGCCGCAGUGAUGCUGGAGCUCUGCGAGGAUGAAGAGCUGCAGGCGCGGGUCUGGAGUCCUGAACUGUGUCAGAGUGGCUCCUGAUCUUUAUCAUUAGCAUCAUCUUCAGCAUCAGGACCAGCUCAGCUUCUGCCUCUGGAGAAAAGCGAAACGCGUUUUUCCGUCCGCAGCGCGAGUGUCCCUGGCGGGCCUCCGUCGGGAUGGGUGACGGCAUGUCGAAGCGGCUGAGGCUGGUGGCGGGCGCAGACUCGGAGAUGGAGGAGCGCAGUUUCAGCAACCCGUUCGCGGAUUACGAGCCUUCAGCGGCCUCGAGCCCGGACAGCGGAGACCCGGGAGACACCGGUGAUAGCGGAGAGCUCUUCGACCGCUCCGGAAAGAUCAGCGACGCCUUUCAGAAGAAAGUGCAAAGCAAGAUUAAAGAUCUUCUCCAACAAAUGGAGGAGGGCCUGAAAACUGCAGACCCGCAUGAUUUCUCCACCUAUACAGGCUGGACAGGCGUGGCUCUGCUGUAUCUGCAUCUGUAUCGGGCCACACAGGAGGUUUCGCAUCUGCAGCGUUCUCUGGAUUAUGUCAAGCGCACCCUGAGGAACCUGAACGGGCGCCGGGUGUCUUUUCUGUGUGGAGACGCCGGACCGCUGGCUGUGGGGGCCGUCGUACACCAUCACCUCAAGAACCAGACCGAGUCCCAGGACUGCAUCAGCAAGUUGCUCCAGCUCCAGCGUUCAGUACUCAGUCCAGACUCUGAUAUUCCUGACGAGCUUCUGUAUGGUCGGGCCGGGUAUCUGUACGCCCUGCUGUAUGUCAACAGAGAGAUCGCUCCAGACACAGUGGACGACGCCACCAUCGCCAAGGUGGUGACGGCCAUUGUGGAGUCGGGGAAGAACUUGUCUAAAGAGGAGAAGAAGAGCGAGCGAUGUCCGCUGCUGUACGAGUGGCACAAGAAGCAGUAUGUCGGAGCCGCUCACGGCCUGGCCGGGAUAUACUACAUGCUCAUGCAGCCGAGUGCUAAACUCCAUCCGGAUCUGCUGAGCGAGCUGGUUCGGCCCAGUGUGGAUUAUCUGCGGCACAAGAAGUUCCGGUCCGGCAAUUACCCAUCAUCCCUCAGCAACGAGAGCGACCGGCUGGUGCACUGGUGCCACGGAGCUCCGGGAGUGCUGCAUAUGCUCAUCAUGGCACACACGGUCUUCAAGGAUGAGAAGUACCUGCGGGACGCUCUGGAGUGUGGAGAGCUGAUCUGGCAGAGGGGUUUACUGAGGAAGGGUUACGGGCUCUGCCAUGGCACGGCUGGAAACGCAUACGCAUUCCUGAUGCUGUACCGCUGCACACACGACAGGAAACACCUGCACCGCGCCUGCAAGUUUGCUGAAUGGUGUCUGGAUUACGGGACCCACGGAUGCCGCAUUCCUGACCGGCCUUACUCACUUUUUGAAGGUAUGGCUGGAGCCAUCCACUAUCUCUCAGACGUCCUCCAGCCUGAAGUCUCCUGUUUUCCAGCUUUCCAGCUCUGAGAACCGCUCAGACGUCUCUCCAACUGCCCACACUGGACUCCACGGACCCUCCAUGGACCCUUUAAACCCAACAAAAGGAUUCUCUCUCAAUGUGGAUGCAAAAAACAAACAACUUUCAGCCUAUGAGUUCCAACAGCGCUGCCUUGAGUUCUGUCCUCGUAGUGUUUAAAGGGACACAAGUGAAGAUUCUGUUAACAUUAAUUUUUCAGACAUGCAGGAGUCUCUUUCUUCUGUCCGACACAAAAGAAGAUAGUUUGAAGAAUGUUGAAAACCGGUUACCAUUGACUUCCAUAGUAUUUGUUUUUCCUAUUAUAGAAGUAAGUUCUUACAGGUUUCCAACAUUCUUCAAAAUAUCUUCUGCAGUGUUCGACAGAUGAAACUCAUUUUUGAACUGUUUAUUUAAAGGGUUAGUUCACCUAAAAAUAAAAUAUGUACUCACUACUUUACUCUCCCUCAAGUGUUUCCAAACCUUUAUGAGUUUCUUUCUUCUGUUGAACACUAAAGAAGAUAAUUUGAAGAAUGUUGGAAACCAGUAACCAUUGACUUCCGUAGAAUUUUUUUCCUACUAUGGAAGUCAUUGGUUCCAGGUUUAUAACAUUCUUCAAAAUAUCUUCUUCAGUGGUUAACAGAAGAAACAUUUUUUGAGUGAACUGUUCAUUUAAAGGUGAAGUUCACCAAAAAAUACAAAUGUACUCACUGUUUCACUCUCCCUCAAGCGUUUCAAACUUUUCUGUUUCGUUCUUCUGUCAAAACAAAAGAAGAUAUUUUGAAAAAUGUUGCCCCUUAAGUGGCUCCAAACGUUUAUUAGUUUUACUGUAUAUUUUGAAGAAUGUGGAACCUGGAGCCAUUUUCUUUACAUAGUAGGAAAUACAAAUACUAUGGAAGUGUUCCAAACCUUUAUGAGUUUCUUUCUUCUGUUGAACACUAAAGAAGAUAUUUUGAAGAAUGUUAAAAACCGGUAACCAUUGACAUCCAUACUAUUUUUGUUCCUACUAUGAAAGUCAAUGGUUACCGGUUUCCAACAUUCUUCAAAAUAAAUGUUUAAAGAAGUAAAGAGUGAGUAACUGAUGACAGAAUGUUCAUUUGUGCGUGAACUGACCCUUUAAGACUGAAUGAUAUGUGUUGCUAAUAAAUGAUUUGUAGUUUGUCUUCGCAGCUCUUCAAGUUUCCAGCGUUUGCAUGCCUGUUGUGUAGCAGUGCUGUUGAUUGUGUGUUUGUCCAUAUUUGUCUGUGUUGUCUUUGCAUGAGGACGGUGUGUGUGUGUGUGUGUGUGUCAGUGUUUUGUUCCUGUGGCCAUUUGUCUCGAUGAGGGAGAGAGUGCAGAGAGAUUGAGCUGCUCUGGUAAAUAUUGUUUCCUCAGGCUAAUGUCACUUCUGAAUGUCACAAUAAACUGGGCUUUUCUGAA
Danio aesculapii is the source of this 3099-nucleotide messenger RNA. RefSeq names its product LanC lantibiotic synthetase component C-like 2 (bacterial) (gene lancl2). The transcript has 10 exons. Gene Ontology annotation, cellular component: plasma membrane. The record is from RefSeq and is a predicted model, not a curated record. Gene Ontology annotation, biological process: carbohydrate metabolic process; peptide modification. Bases 387 to 1694 code for a protein of 435 amino acids. Lineage: Eukaryota; Metazoa; Chordata; Actinopteri; Cypriniformes; Danionidae.